Molecule: messenger RNA, 5422 nt
Organism: Carassius auratus (goldfish)
Lineage: Eukaryota; Metazoa; Chordata; Actinopteri; Cypriniformes; Cyprinidae
Product: desmoglein-2
Exons: 14
Coding region: 432-3992 (1186 amino acids)
Biological process (GO): homophilic cell-cell adhesion
Cellular component (GO): desmosome; plasma membrane
Molecular function (GO): calcium ion binding
Source: RefSeq, a predicted model, not a curated record
UGUCUAAAUCCUUGCUGGGAACACUAUAGUUUUCAUGUUAAAACACACUUACACAAUCUCACAGACAGCUGUCACAGUCACUAUAUUUUCAGUGUACAGUUUAAAUCUGUUGCAUUGCCUUCCUUUAUAUUAAAUGAAAUUGGACUAUGUUAAUUUAGUGCUUGCUUUAUUCAAAGAGCGAAUAAAAGCAGAGAGUGGAGAGAGAGGUGGUAGGGGGCUCCUCCACAGCAGAAAAUUCUCACGCCUGGGUGUGUGCAAGAGAAAGUGUUUUUCCAGAUGCCCCACCCAAAAAGUGAUCAGUAAUCUGCCCCCCAUUUCCAACCCUCUACACAAGCACAGCUCUGAUCAACAGGUCACGACUGAGACCGAAGGAGGACAGGAGAAGAUACGAGAAUCAAGGACUGACUGAUUCCAUCUGACCUACAGCUCUCAUGUCUCCCGUUUGGCUUGGACGAAUAUGUUUGGUCCUGCUGCUGUGCAGGAUUGUGGCAGCGAGAGCCAACAGCAGAUCUAAUCGAAGGAAACGAGAGUGGAUUCUUCCACCAACAAGACUUUAUGAGAAUAUUGACUACACAAAAGAGGAGUUUGUGGCGAAGAUCCGAUCUGAUAAAGAUAUUAACUGGCAGAUGGUGGAAUAUGGACUAAGAGGUCACGGCGCUGACAAGGCACCUUAUAACUUGUUUGUUAUCAAUCCAGAAAAUGGCUAUGUUAGGGUCACCAGCCUGCUAGACAGAGAGAAAACAUCCUUAUACAAUCUGACUGGCAUAGCGACAUUUCGUAACGGAUCAAUAGCGGAAGAAAACAUUGAGCUGAAGAUCAAAGUUGAGGAUCAGAAUGAUAACUCACCAAUAUUCAGAUUACAGAAGGGAUCUGUGAGGGAAAGCAGCAAGAUUGGAACACCUGUCGUGCAAAUAAGAGCUACUGAUGCCGAUGAACCGGACACUCUUAAUUCCAAAAUAGCAUACAGUAUAUUAAGACAAACCCCAGCCGAAUCUGGCCAUUUGUUCUCCAUUGAUAAAACAACUGGGACAGUCUAUGUGAAGGAGAAAACCCUGGAUCGAGAGAGACACGACACAUAUACGUUAAUAGUUCAGGGAGUUGAUAUGAAUGGAGCGCCGUCUGGCAACACAGGAACAGGGACUGUUCAAAUUCAUGUUUUGGAUAUAAAUGACAAUGUUCCCACUCUUGAGAAAGAAGAGUAUUCAGGCAGUGUGGAUGAAGGUAUGAUUGAUGUGGUUGUCAUGAGAAUUAAAGCCCUGGACAAGGAUCUGGAAUUCACUGAUAACUGGCUGGCAGUGUUUGAUAUCCAAAAAGGAAAUGAAGACAACCUCUUCUCAAUUGAAACAGACCCUAAAACCAAUGAGGGAAUCCUAAAACUGGUCAAGCCUGUUGAUUUUGAAAAGGUAAAAGAAUUGGACCUCAGUUUGGUUAUUUCAAAUGUAGCUCCUUUCAUAAAUGGAAGUGCUCUAGAGCUGGACGUUAAUCUGGACAAGGAUUUAGGGGCUGGCGCGGGCCUAGGAGGAGGGGGCGGGGCGGGAGCAGGUUUGGGGACAGGGUUAGGAAUAGGGUUAGGUUUGGGAGGAGGACUGGAUGCUGGGCUGGAUGCUGGACUGGAUGCUGGACUGGAUUUGGAUGCUGGACUGGAUUUGGAUGCUGGAUUGGACGUAGAUGCUGGACUGGAUUUGGAUGCUGGAUUGGAUCUGGGUGCUGGAGUGGAUUUGGGAGUGGAUGCAGGUGGUGGCGUUGGGCUUAAACCUGAUGGCAAGCCUGGAGUUAAGCCUGGAGUUAAGCCUGGAGCCAAGCCUGGCCCCUCACCUGGUGUCAAGCCUGGAACAAAACCUGGUACUAAACCAUCUGGCAAACCUGGAUCUGAGCCUGAUAAAAAACCAUCUGGGAAAGGUUACCCAGUUAAGAUCAGUGUAAACAACCUACCCGACGGUCCUAGCUUCUCACCUUCUGUGAAAGACUUCCCAGUGUCAGAAGAUCCAGAUGAUGAAGAUUUCCCAAUAGUGCUGGGAACAUAUCCUGCUUUGGAUGGCGACACUGGAGAACCAGCUGAAAAUGUGAGGUAUGCUAAAGGUCAUGAUCCUGAUAACUGGCUAAGCAUUGAUGAGGAAACUGCUGAGAUUAAACUGACAAAGGCUCCUGAUCGAGAAUCAAAGUUUUUGGUCAAUGGAACCUACUUUGCGAAGAUUAUCUGCAUGACUCAAGAUGUGCCAUCUAAGACAGCAACUGGGACAAUAGCAUUAAAGGUGGAGGACUCAAAUGAUCACUGCCCAGCACUGACCAGCACCUAUCAUCAAACUUGUGAUAAUAAUAAAGUGGUAAAUAUCACGGCUUUCGACGGGGAUGCCGAUCCAAAUGGAGCACCUUAUCAAUUUGUUCUGAUAGAAGAGGAAAGUGUUGGAAAAUGGGAGAUGGUGCCUAUAAACGGAACAACAGUAAGCUUUCAUGCACUGGAGGCUUUGUGGCCAGGCAUGUACAAGCUUGCAAUGAAGAUCUCAGAUGCUCAGGGUCUGUCCUGUCCAGACAACCAAAACUUUGAGGUAGAAGUUUGUAAAUGUGAGAAAAAAGGCUCAUGUGGGCCGAGACUGGCUGCACAGCGUGGCUUACCAUUCAAAAUAGGAAUACCAGCCAUUGGCUUGUUCCUCAGUGGUGCAGCUUUGCUCUUGUUGGCACCUUUCCUCCUGAUCUUCUGCCAGUGUGGGACUGUGAAGGAAUUCACAGAUUUGCCCUUUUACACCAAAGAAUCUCUCAUUGCAUAUCACACUGAAGGCAUAGGAGAGGACAAGGAGGUUCCUCUUCUCAGCAGUCCUGUUAAUACAAUAGACCAAAAACAACUGUUCCCGGAUGGAACAAUUUCCAACUAUGUAUCCAACAAUGUCUCAUCAAUGCCCUUUCAGGCAAGUGUCACUAAUGAAAGCAGAACAUUCAACCAGGAAAUAAACAAAGGGUUUACCGAAACUGACAGCAAAAGGUUUUUGUCUCGGCAAAACACCUCUUCAACAGCCAACCAUCGCAACAGUGCUCUCUACUCUACAUCACCCACAUAUGAAAAACAAGAUAUUUAUCAGGAUAUGGCAGUGGGAGAUGCUUUUCUCAAUGAAUAUUUCUCUCAGAAAGCAAGCUGUCUUGCAGUGAACCCUCCUCUGAAAGAUGGUCUUGUGUUGUAUGAGUAUGAGGGUCAAGGCAGCCCGGCUGGCUCUGUUGGUCGUUGCAGCCUCCUUGAGUCUGACAGUGACCUGGAGUUCCUCAACAACCUAGGGUCAAAGUUCCUUACAUUAGCGGAACUAUGCCAUCCUCCGAAACCUCCUGUACCCCCUUCCAAAACUGAGCAAGUAGUCAAAUCAGUUGAAACCAGCUUUAAAACCGAGAGAUCCAUCAGUACUAACACCGUCCAGGUUACCAAAACCAUCCCACCUCCACAAGAAGUACAGCAAAGCUCUGUUACCAAAGUUGAGAUGGUUAAUAAAUCAGCCACGCUUCCAGGUGCCAAAGCAAGCGAGAUGUGUUUUGUGCAACAGCAGCCUCUAUACUACCUGGUGGAGCAGCAAGUACCAAACACAGUUUUUGUUGAGAGUCCCAAUCAGGGUUUGUAUGUAAUAAAUGGGAACCCUGGGACGGAAGGUUUGAUCCUCCAAGGCGGAAACAUUUCACAUGCGACUCUGAGCCGAGGACAACAAGCAAUGUAUGUGAUUAAUGGAGCCCCUGUAGCUGCUAAUCAGCCGAUACAGCUGCAGAUGGAAGGACAGCAACAUGAGACUGUGCUGGGAUUUAGCCCUGUCUCAUCUCCCAUCGGAUCACCUGGCGGCGUACUGCUAAUGCAGACACACUUUCAGGAGAACCCAAUGCAGGGGGCGACCAGCAGACCACCAACCUUACUUGCUGAUGUUCCAGCACUGGGCAAACAAAAGAAAGGGAAGACACCAGCUGAGUCACUGGGUACUAAAGAAGUGAAGCCUCAAGCUAAAGACACUGCGCCAUUUAAAUGAAUAUGAGAAGAUCCAAGAAGAUAGAUAGAUAGAUGGAUGGAUGGAUGGAUGGACGGACAGAAAGAUAGACGGACGGAUGGACGGAUAGAUAGAUACAGAUGGACAUAUCGAUUUGAUGAUCAAUAAACAUUUCUUAUUAAUGUUGAUAUUAAUGUUUUUUCAGGAUUCUUCGAUGAACGGAAAGUUCAAAAGAACAGAAUUCUUUUAAAUAUAUUUUUUAAAACAAUGAAAACUGUUUACUAUACAUUUUAAUCAAUUUAAUGCAUUGCUGCUGAAGAAAGAAAAAUUCCUACAAAAAAAAAAACAUACUGACCCUUUUGAACAUAGAUAACAUAUUGGAUCAUAUAUGGAUCAUCCAAUAUUUUUAUGUAGUACAUAUUUUGUGCUUAUUAGUUGUACUUGUGAACAUGCUAGCAUCAAAAUUUAUCAGAAGUACAGUAUAUUUCCAUAAGAGUGGCUGUUGCUAUGAAAAACAUCAAGUUAAUCACUCAUUAAUUUCCGUUUUAGUUGAUGUCUGCAUAAAAGACAACUUCCCAAGGCACAGUCAGUGUCUGUGAGUCAAAAGAAAUCAAUGCAUGACAAGAACAAAGUGACUCAAAAGAAAAUAAUCUUUUUUUAUCAUUAUUAUUAUUAUUAUUAAUUCUGAACAGAUAAGAUCAUAAACUUAGAUCAAAAGACGUUUAACCCUGAAGCAAAAUGCUUCUUAUCUCUCAAAGAAUGUCAAGAAAAAGUAAAGAGCAUGCUUGUGAAAUACAACUUGAAAAUCCAGCUGCUUUUUCUUCAGCAGAAGUUACUAAUUGUCAAUAAUGUCCUUUGCUAAAAGUUAUCUUGAACUGUUCAUUCAGUCAGAAAGAAGUAUGUGUCUAUGCAGACACCAUCCGGGUAAUCUGGCCUUAAGGUUCAUCUGCAUUCACAUUGAGAGAUGCGCAUGUCUCCAGAUGAUCUGACAGCUGAAAGAGGAAUCGUUUGAGGGACAAUGAUCAGUAAAGAACGCUAUGUGUGUGAGCUAAGUGUUGCAGAUGAAGAAGGUCUGUGGCAUGAAACUGUAAAAUAAGCAUUGGAAAAAUAAGAAAUCCAAGUAAAAUGUGUGUGCCAGGUGCUGACCCAGGAUAUGAGAGUGUAAAUCUGACUUGAUCCCAUCCUCUUGCCGUUCUCAUGACCCUUUCUUGUUAUUUUUCUAUUUUUACCGUCAAUAAAAUAGCAAUGCUCAAACUUAUUGCAAAAUUAAACAAAACAUGUUAUAUAAUGCUUGUGAAAAAUUAUUCUUUUUAUAAAAAAAAAAUCAAAAAUGUAUUUUUGUACAAACUUAUCUGGUUUCUUGUUUAAUUACAUACUGAUCGUUUUGGUGAUUAGCCAGUGGUGAUUUAUUCUGCCUUACUGAAAAUCUUUAAUAAUGGGGAUUUUUGACAGUAAUAAUAAACUCCUUUAAC